Messenger RNA from Harpegnathos saltator (Jerdon's jumping ant), 605 nucleotides. It is a transcript of the gene Vha14-1, whose product is annotated as V-type proton ATPase subunit Vha14-1. The record is from RefSeq and is a predicted model, not a curated record. Gene Ontology annotation, cellular component: membrane; proton-transporting V-type ATPase, V1 domain. Bases 151 to 525 code for a protein of 124 amino acids. Gene Ontology annotation, molecular function: proton-transporting ATPase activity, rotational mechanism. NCBI's taxonomy places the organism in Eukaryota, Metazoa, Arthropoda, Insecta, Hymenoptera, Formicidae. The transcript is spliced from 5 exons. Gene Ontology annotation, biological process: proton transmembrane transport.
GCCAGUCAAAAUUCUUUCUAUAUAAUGAUUAUGUAGGUGUGACUAGUCAGCUGAUGUCCAACAUAAAAUUACGUAGGAUCAGCAUUGAAUUUACUUUCUUUUAAAAAAUUUCUUUGAAUAAAUUUAAUUUGCUUCGAAAACGAGGGAAAAAUGGCAUUACAUUCUGCAAGUAAAGGCAAACUUCUUGCAGUGAUUGGCGAUGAGGACACAUGUGUGGGUUUCUUACUAGGUGGAGUUGGAGAAAUCAAUAAACAUCGCCAACCUAAUUUUAUGGUUGUAGAUAAAAAUACAGCAGUAAGUGAAAUAGAGGAUACUUUUAAACGAUUUAUUAAACGUGACGACAUUGAUAUCAUCCUUAUUAACCAGAAUGUAGCUGAAAUGAUUCGUCAUGUGAUAGACAGUCACACUCAACCAAUACCUGCUGUAUUGGAAAUCCCGAGCAAGGAUCACCCUUACGAUGCCAGUAAGGAUUCUAUUUUGAGACGUGCCAAAGGAAUGUUCAAUCCGGAAGAUAUCCAUGCAUAAUAUGUAUACAGUAUUAAAUUUGCUGUUAAUUACUCUACACAGAUGUAUAAUAAACUAGAAUUAUUUGUUAUUGCAUUUCA